Naumovozyma castellii is the source of this 2712-nucleotide messenger RNA. RefSeq lists its product as uncharacterized. The transcript has a single exon. The coding region runs from base 1 to 2712 and encodes 903 amino acids. Lineage: Eukaryota; Fungi; Ascomycota; Saccharomycetes; Saccharomycetales; Saccharomycetaceae. The record is from RefSeq and is a predicted model, not a curated record.
AUGGAUGGUAUUGUAGGUUCUGUAUGGAGCUCGAUGGAUUCAUCAGCUGCUCUAGGUUUGGGCAAAAAGGCCGUUAAGAAUGCCAUUGACUCGACGGAUAAAUUGAGCUUGAUAAAGGCAACUUUAAGUAAGCUACCGACUGACUCUAAUGGCUCUAAUAGUAACUGGAUAGAAUUAGUUCGUCUGGUAUGUGAUGAAGAUUCAUCUGAAGAAUUUACCACUUUCAAACAGCUCCUAGCCAAUGUGACAAAUAUUAAUGAUAAAUCGCUCACAGGUAUGGCCCUGAUACACUACAUUAUUGCAUUCAAUAGAUCUUCAUAUAUUGAACUACUGCAUGAUUAUUCCUCCAACCAACGUUUGGAUUUAAAUUUAACCGAUAACAUUCUAGGAUACUCUCCUUUAAUGUGGGCGUUUGCUUUAGAGAGAACUGAUUGCUGUACAGAAUUGUUGAAUUAUGAUAGUGAAAUUCAUUUUGACCAAAUUAAUAGAGAGGGUAAUACAGCAUGGUCUUUUAUUGUUCCAGAUUCCACCUUGGACACCUUUUUGGAGCAAAACAACAUGUACCAAUAUCGCACUGAUAAACCAACUACAGGUAGUACAACAAUCAUAGAUAGUGCUACUACAGAACCGCAUGGGAUGAAUGAUGUAGGUGGAUUGAACACUAUCGAUUUGAAGGUUGCAGGUUUAUCCCUUUCAACACAUGACGAUUACGACCAUAGCCUUUUAUUUUCACCACCUAGCAAUGUUGUUGUUGGAAAUGGUGAUGAAGAAAAUGAAGGAGAUAGUACAAAACAGAGCCAAAUACACUCAUUGCUUGAAAGUUUUGACUUCUCUAAAUUGGUCAAAUAUCAAUAUUUGGAAUUUGCCGACUAUGACAUUCCUCAAUUGUUAGAUCUUUUGAUUUCGUUACCAAAUAAUUUCCAACAUUUAACGACGUAUCCUGCCGCUUUACUUUUUCAAUGUGUUAGAUACGCAGAUCACAAACUUAAGGCAAAACAAACAGUUGAAAAUUUACUCCAUUUGGCACUAACUAAAAUUUUAGCUUCCAUCUCAAUGGAGAGUGACAUGGUUGUAACAUCUGUGGAAGCUCCGUACUCAAAUGGUGAUAUUAUUAAGCAAUCAUACUGGCUCGGUGCUCUAUCCUUUUUGUAUUAUUACUUGUGUAGAGAUGAAUCAUUUUUCAAAAGACAUCCUUCAAUUCUGCAGGAAUUAGUCAGUUCAAUGCAUUCUAUUAUGAUAGAAUUAACGUCAUCUAUACAUUCGAGAUUGAACAAUUUAAUUGAACCAACUUUAUUGGCAUAUACAACAAUGCAAGAUGUCAAGCAAACAUUAUACAAGAGAGAUUGGAACUUUUUUAAAAAGAGAAAGCAAGCCAAGCUAUACCGUCAACAGGAGAAACUUCUUCAAAUGAAAAAAGGAAAGCAACAUUCUUUAGAACACACACAUUCAAAUAUGUCAAAUGAUGAUGACCACCAAAACACGGGCGAUGUUGCAGAUGAUGGGAAAAGUAUAGGCACAAAUAAUGAUCAGAUUUUAUUUUACGACACCGAAAUUUUAAAACAUCUAUACCCACCCUCUUUGGAAGAGCAAAUGAAACCAUCUCCUUUGAAGAUCGUUCAGAUAUUUGGUGCUUUGACGUAUGUUCUAUCACUGCAUCAAUUACAUCCGGUUUUCCAACAGCAAUGUCUUUCUUUGGCCAUGAAUUGGUUUUCGACAAGUUUAUUUAACAAGAUUAUGAAAGAUAAAAAGAAGAAAUGUUUGUCAAGGGCACACGCCAUUCAAAUUAGGUUAAAUCUAUCAACAUUGGAAACAUGGAUUAAGAAUAACGAUUUAGUAGUUCCUAAACCACUCUUAAUUGAUGAUUUCAUGUGGGAAAGAUUUCCUUAUACUUUAAUGCAAGAUGUUGGUGACAUAGAUCUUGCAAAUCCUACUUUGAGAAAUGUGGCUACCUUUAAGCCAUUAAAUGAUUCAUCAAAUAAUCCUAAAGAAAAGGAACCUACAAAAUCACCGAUAUACGAUAUGACAAAUUCUUUGUUUUAUUAUCAAUCCUUCCAUCGUAUAUCUCAAAUUCAUUUAGAGCCGGUAUUCCAGCUUUUACAAUGGUUACAAGUGGCGACUACUUUAGACACAGAAGAAUCCUUAGAUUCCACGAUAAAACUAUUAUCUAGGUUAUCACCUUCUCAGUUACUAAAGGUGAUCGAAAAGUAUAGUUACGAGGUCAAUGAAAAGAAAUUCAACUCCAAACUAAGGAAAAAGUUAUCACAUUUAAACAAGACAUUAGGGAAGCAAAAAGUUUACCUUGAAGAGAGACCAGUUUCUAUGAUGGUACUACCAACAGUUGCUGAACUAACUGAUACAUACUCAAGGGGAGAAGAUGCAUACUCAUUCUUGCCCCUGUUACCUGUUGAGGUACAAGAUGAUGCAUGGGAGAUACAUGAUGAUAACGUCAAGAGACGUAGAAACUAUCCUGAAGAAUUGUUAGCUCUAGAGGAGAAAGGAGAGACGGACAAUGAAAACAAUUCUUCUCUUUCUAAUGAAGGACAGGAUACCACAGAACCUCAUACUUUUUCCCACAGCGAAACCGAAGAGGAUGCUAAUGAAUAUGGAAACACUGAAGGUGACGUUUACUUUGGUGAGGUAAAUGCCCCUUCAGCAACUGCUCAAAGACCAGUUUGGGCUGGUAAUGAUGAAAUUGAAGCCAAUCCAUGGUGA